AUGAGUGCCCUAUCCGACAAGUUGGAUGCGCUGACUAUGAAUUUUGACUGCAUUGCAAUGGGACAGCCGUCUCAAGAACCCCAAGGAAAAAUGAGGGACGUGAACUAUGUGAAUCAAGGGGACAACAACCGGUACUUCAAUAAUCACUGCCCCAACUUUCAGGGUGGAGGAUAUAAUCAGUUCGGGAACAAAUGGCAUCCCAAUCUCUCUUAUGGAAACCCAAAUAAUGCUCUGCAACCACCCCCGGGGUUCACAGUUACUGAUGGAGUGGUUAAUGAUCCGAAGAAGAUGACCACGGAAGACAUACUCAAGUCUUUCAUGCUACAGUCCAACAAGCUCAUGGAGCAGAACAAUCAAGGUUGGAGAAGCCAGAUUUCUCAGACUGUGAGUACUAUUACUGAAUCGGGAAAAUUCCCUUCGAACACUAUCAUAAAUCCCAAAGAAUGCAAAGCUGUGCAUCUAAGGAGUGGCACUGUUUAUGAAGCUCCCUCACUGCCUGCGACCACAUCUGAUACCGUUCUUGAGCCCAAGGCUGCCGUGGCAGAGAAGGAAAAGGAGGCUGAAAAGGAGAAUACUGGCACCACUUUUGGAGUAAAGGUGCCAUUCCCCCAGGUACUGAAUCAGAAGAAGAAGAAAGAUGAGCAGUUCACUCAAUUUCUGGACAUCUUCAGAAAGGUGCAUGUGAACAUUCCUUUGAUCGAGGCACUGCAGCAGAUGCCUAAGUACGCUAAGUUUCUGAAGGAGGUGAUAGCCCAGAAGACCAGUUGGGGGCUGGUUGACACUAUUAAUCUAACUGAAAAUUGCAGUGCUCUGCUGCAAAGGAAACUGCCUGCCAAGCUGAAGGAUCCUGGAAGUUUCACUGUCGACUGCCUCAUUAGGGGGUAUAAGGUGGAGAAUGCUCUCUGCGAUCUAGGCGCGAGCAUUAAUCUAAUGCCACUAUCGGUGUUCAAGCAAAUGAACAUUUGUACUUUGAAGCCCAUCUCAGCCACACUACAGAUGGCAGACAGAUCUGUCGUGUAUCCAGAGGGCAUCGUGGAAGACCUACUGAUUAAGGUCGGGGAAUUUAUUUUUCCCAUCGACUUUAUGGUCUUGGACAUGGAAGAAGACAAGGGAGUCCCCCUACUGCUAGGACGUCCCUUCCUUGCCACUGCUGAGGCAAAUAUAAACGUGAAAAAGGGAGAGUUGACAAUCUUCAUGGGAGAAGAAAGUCAACACAUUUUCCCACAAACCGAGAAGCAUGGAUGGAAGAACUGA
Messenger RNA from Salvia splendens (bonfire salvia), 1254 nucleotides. RefSeq lists its product as uncharacterized. The coding region runs from base 1 to 1254 and encodes 417 amino acids. The record is from RefSeq and is a predicted model, not a curated record. Lineage: Eukaryota; Viridiplantae; Streptophyta; Magnoliopsida; Lamiales; Lamiaceae. The transcript has 2 exons.